Populus trichocarpa (black cottonwood) is the source of this 2289-nucleotide messenger RNA. Its product is annotated as 26S rRNA (cytosine-C(5))-methyltransferase NOP2B. The transcript is spliced from 18 exons. Bases 167 to 2005 code for a protein of 612 amino acids. Gene Ontology annotation, cellular component: nucleolus. NCBI's taxonomy places the organism in Eukaryota, Viridiplantae, Streptophyta, Magnoliopsida, Malpighiales, Salicaceae. Gene Ontology annotation, molecular function: rRNA (cytosine-C5-)-methyltransferase activity; RNA binding. Gene Ontology annotation, biological process: rRNA base methylation; maturation of LSU-rRNA. The record is from RefSeq and is a predicted model, not a curated record.
AAGACGAGGGAAGAAAAAUAAAAACCCAGCACUGCUGGGCCCCGGCGUACCGUAUUUCUUUCUCUCUAAUAAACCCUAAACCCUAGCCAGCCGACUCAAGAAGAAGAAGAAGAAGAAAGAGACGAGCAAAUCCCUUUUAGCUUCUCUAUCUAACGUACUCACUUUAAUGGCACCUGCUGCUAAGAUUAACAAGAAAAAGGGCUCAGAAACACAAAGACCACCACCCAAAAAGAAGCAAAAGAACGAUCUUCUUACUGAAAAACGCCGCCCAAAGAAGGAUGACGUGUUGGGUGAUUCUGAUACGGAUAACCCAGAUGAAGAAUUAGAACAUCAGUUAGAGUUUAGUGAAGAUGACGAGCAAGAAGAAUCUGCUUCUGGGUCUGAUGUUCUUUCUGAUGGUGAUGAUGACCCCCUUGCUGAUGAUUUUUUACAAGGAGGAAGUGAUGAUGAAGAGAAAGGUUCAGGUUCCGAUUCCGAUUCCGAUUCUGAUGAAGAUUCUGAUGAAGAGGAUAUUGAGAAGAAGUCAAGAGCUAUCGAUGAGCAAAGGGCAAGGGAACAGAAAGAAGCUGAGGAGGAAAUGAAGCUAAAUAUUGCUGAAGAAUCUGAUGAGUUUAGAUUACCUACUCAGAAGGAACUUGAAGAGGAAGCCCUCCGCCCCCCUGAUAUUCAAAGUCUCCAAAGGAGGAUUAAUGAGAUUGUUCGAGUGCUUUCGAAUUUAAAAGACUUGAAGCAAGAGGGUUCUUCAAGGAAGGAUUACGUUCACCAGCUUAAGAUUGAUUUAUGUAAAUACUAUGGCUAUAAUGAAUUCCUGAUUGGAGCUCUAGUGGAGAUGUUUCCUGUUAAUGAACUUAUGGAGCUUAUUGAAGCUUUUGAAAAGCCAAGACCCACAUGUCUACGAACCAACACCUUAAAGACACGAAGACGGGAUUUAGCCAAUGUGCUUUUAAACAGAGGAGUAAACCUUGAUCCUUUAAGCAAGUGGUCUAAGGUUGGACUAGUUGUGUAUGAUUCACAAGUACCAAUUGGUGCCACUCCUGAAUAUAUGGCUGGUCACUAUAUGCUCCAAAGUGCAAGCUCGUUCAUGCCUGUGAUGGCCCUUGCACCUCAAGAAAAGGAACGGAUUGUUGAUAUGGCGGCUGCGCCAGGUGGUAAAACAACAUACAUCGCUGCCUUGAUGAAAAAUAGUGGAAUAAUUUAUGCAAAUGAGAUAAAGGCCCAAAGACUUAGGUCUCUCACUGCAAAUUUGCAUCGCAUGGGGGUGACAAACACCAUAGUUUGUAACUAUGAUGGAAGGGAGCUUCCCAAGACUUUAGGUCUCAACACUGUAGACAGAGUGUUGUUAGAUGCCCCUUGCAGUGGGACUGGGGUUAUAUCUAAAGACGAGUCUGUUAAAAUUUCUAAAACCUCUGAAGACAUAGAGCAAUGUGCCCAUUUACAGAAGCAAUUGCUACUUGCUGCGAUUGACAUGGUUGAUGCAAAUUCAAAAUCUGGUGGAUACAUUGUUUACUCCACAUGUUCCAUAAUGGUUGCUGAGAACGAGGCAGCUGUUGACUAUGCACUCAAGAAGAGAAAUGUUAAACUCGUGCCGUGUGGACUUGACUUUGGGCGUCCAGGGUUUGUCCGCUUUAGGCAGCACCGUUUUCACCCAUCCUUGGAAAAGACAAGACGUUUCUACCCUCAUGUUCACAACAUGGAUGGAUUUUUUGUUGCAAAGUUGAAGAAACUGAGUAACUCAAUACCCUCUGCCGGGACCGAACCGUCAGAAUCUGUGGAGCAAGCCUAUGGACUGAAUGAGAGUGAUAGGGAAAAGAGUACUUCCACAGAAAAGGGUAAAAGCUUAACAAAUGGUUUUCCUAAUGAUGGGACUCCAGAGAAUCCAUCCAGUGCUAAACGGGGAAUGAAACGAAAAAUUCCAUCUAGAGAGGAAAUUUCAAAAUCCAGGGAGGAGAAAAGAGCAGCUUAUAGAGAGGCUAAUCGGAAUGCUGCAAAGAACAGUAGGAAGUGAGGACUGACGUCUACAAUUCCAGCCUUGUACGACAUGGUGAAGUCAUAAUUGCCUGCUGAUCAAGUUCAAGUUAUCUGGAGCAUAAUGUCUGGCUUUAGUUAUUUGUAUACUUUUUAGUUAAGUUGGGUUGCCCUUCGUGGACUGCAAGUCCAGAAAAUUUUGUUGGUUACAUAACUGGUUCAACUGUUGCUGUUAUUACUAUAAACACAAUCAAUGGGCUAUUAAUAAGUCCAAAGCAUUUCAGUCGAGAUUUUGCAAACAAUCAUAAACAAGUUAUUCGAGCA